CUCAGGGAAGAGCAGCAUCUGUUUCUCUCUCUCCAUCUCUUUUCUUUUGUGAUUUCUAUUUUUCCCGCUCAUUAUUAACAUCACAAUUUAUUUAAACAGAAGACGCGGGAACCCUUCAGCGGAAUAAUUUCGUUUCUUCAGUUCUGGGACGGUUAGUGACGGUUGGUGACGGUUACGCGCCAAACUCGCGCGCGGAUCUGAAUCAUGUGAAGCGCCGCUGACUGAACUCCGAACCGAACCGAGCAGAACCGAAAGAAAGCGGAACCCUGGAGCCAUUAAACCCCGACUCCCGGCGGACUGAUCGAGCUGAUCGGAUGGAUUGAUCAGGAGCGGUGCAGGUGCGGCAGGUACGAGCUCAUUCAUGCCGCUUCUUCAAACUGUCUUUAAUCUGAGCGCAGGAUGAGCAUGAGAGAUCUUCAGAAAGUUCUCACUCAGGUCCUGCUGCUGGUUCUCCUCCUGGGAUCUCCAGCACAAUCCAGGGGACAUCAAGUGGUGCAUCACGUGCGGACGGGCACGUGUGAGGUGGUGGCGUUACACCGAUGCUGCAAUAAGAACAAGAUUGAGGAGCGUUCGCAGACCGUCAAGUGCUCGUGUUUCCCGGGACAAGUGGCAGGAACCACCAGAGCGGCUCCGUCCUGCGUAGACGCCUCUAUAGUCCAGCAGAAGUGGUGGUGUCAGAUGCAUCCGUGUCUGGAUGGAGAGGAGUGUAAAGUCCUGCCGGAUCUGAAAGGCUGGAGCUGUGCUACAGGAAACAAGAUCAAGACCACAAAGAUCUCCUCAGAUCGGGAUCAGCUCUGGUAACCGCUGGAAACCGGAUACAGGCACAAAGAGACACUCAUCUACUGUUUCCGUCACGUCUGUAAUCGAGGAAUCAUUCGGGGCCGAGACUCACAGGUUCAGUGUUUGUGGACAAAAACACCGGAUGUGCAGUGAGACUCUUACAGCACAGUGAACUCACACUGAACGCUCAGACCUUCUCAUUAUGAACCUUGAUUGAACUGACGGAUCUGGAUCUGGACCGAUGAAGGUCACAAAGCUCCACCAAAACAUGAACUUCAUCAGGUAUCCAGACGGAUAAUGGGAAAAAAAACAGAUGAACACUUUGUUCCUGCAUUUCUUGAAGUUCUAAUAAGAAUGUUCAUAUAUGCUCCUGAAUGAAAUCAUAUCAAAGAAAACUCCAGCAGGUUUUUUUCUGCACUGCAGAUGCUUUAUCUGUGUGUAAAUGAUGCAUACGCUCAUAAUAAACCAUGAUUGUCUU
This is a messenger RNA of Labeo rohita (rohu), 1258 nucleotides long. Its product is annotated as chemokine-like protein TAFA-2. The record is from RefSeq and is a predicted model, not a curated record. Lineage: Eukaryota; Metazoa; Chordata; Actinopteri; Cypriniformes; Cyprinidae. Gene Ontology annotation, molecular function: receptor ligand activity. The coding region runs from base 400 to 801 and encodes 133 amino acids. The transcript has 6 exons.